GGGCUUCCUAUGAAGAUGCGGGAUAGCUAUUUCGUGAGACUCUGGUAUCCCAAAAUAGCAGUGCAGUGUAGCUUAAUACAGAAAUACCCCCACCUUUCCUUCUGGUUUUUACAUGACAGGGCUGCUGGGGGCCUCGCUCGAUUGCUGGGCAAGAUUUAGAUCUCGCUACACCGGUGUCAAACUGGAGUCACUGCUGGUUCUGGCAGGGGUGUGUGUAGACGGGCCAGUGGGAUGAGCCUCUGCCUGCUUGACUCUGGGGCCUGCAGGGCUGGACAGGGAAGUUCAGACAGGAGCUGCUGCCAGCAAAGGGCUCCGGGGAUGGCUCGGGGAGCGGAGAAGCUUGGGCGUGUCUCUCUCCCUACUCCUGUUAUCACAGCCCUGGGGGCAGAGUCCUGAGUCAGAAGCUGCAGCCGCCUCCAUUUUGACCUGGGAUCCCAGACUGAGACUCUGCUUCUUAGACAGCAGGGAAGAGACCUUUGUCCCAGCCCCUCUGGGCCCAGCUGGCGCCUGGAGAGUCUGGAGGGCCGAGGAGACACGUCGAGAAUUCGCCCCAGAGCGCCCGUCUGCCAGGGGCCGGGCAAUGGCUGGGAUGGAGUCCGCUCAGAUGCAGGUGACCUUCGAGGAGGUGGCUGUGUAUUUCACCCAGGGGCAGGGGGCGCUGCUGGGCCCCGCUCAGAGAGCCCUCUACAGGGACGUCAUGCAGGAGAACUACGAGGCGGUGACCUCGCUGGGGUUUCCCGUUCCCAAACCUGAGCUGAUCACCCGGCUGGAACGAGGGGAAGAGCCCUGGGUGCCCGACCUCCAGGCCAGCGAGGAAAGAGAGAUCCUGAGAGGCACCCGCACAGCAGGUGAUGAAACAGAGAGUGAGAAGCAGGAGGGAAAUGAUGAGGAACUUCCUAGGCAAGUGGAACCAUGGGGAAAUGUUGCAGGAAGACCUGAAAAGCUCUUUUCCCAGUACUUGGAACAGGGAGACGCCUGGGGAAACUGGCACAGGCCAGAGAGGCUGCUGGGAAGCCACCCAAGGAAGCAAAUGGAUGAUCCCCCCGCCCUGCUGGCCAGUCUGAAGGAAGAGGAACCCUAUCAGUGCCUCCCGGAUAGGAAAGGCUUCAUUCUGAGAUCACACCUUAUUACACAUCAGACAGCCCGUAACAGCGCAAACCUUGACCUCUACGGGAGCAUUGACACAGGGGAGAGACGCUACCCCUGCCUCGAAUGCGGGAAGUGUUUUAAUUGGACGUCGGCGCUUCUGACACAUCAGGCCACCCACACCGGACAGAGACGCCAUAAGUGCUUGGAGUGUGGGAAAAGCUUCAGCAACAGCUCCAACCUUACUAAGCAUCGUAGAAUCCACAUGGGAGACAGACCCUAUAAAUGCCUCCAGUGCGGGAACUGUUUCAGUCAGAAGACCACCCUGAUUAUGCAUCAGAAAACCCACACGGGAGAAAAACCCCACAAGUGCUUGGACUGUGGGAAAAGCUUCACGCAGAGAUCGGCCCUGAUCACACAUCAGACGAUCCACACAGGAGAGAGACCCUAUAAAUGCCUGGACUGUGGGAAAAGUUUCAUUCAGCGCUCACACCUUCUUAGACAUCUGAGAAUCCACACAGGAAAUAAACCUCAUAAAUGCCUUCAUUGUGGGAAAAGUUUCAUUCAGAGAACAAACCUUCUUUCCCAUCAGACAAUCCACACAGGAGAGAAGCCCUAUAAAUGCUUGGACUGUGGGAAAAGUUUCAAGAACAGCUCCUAUCUCACCAAACAUCGGACCAUGCAUACAGGAGACAGUCCCUAUAAAUGCCUGCCCUGUGGAAAGAGUUUUGUUCUCAGUUCCGACCUUAUUGCUCAUCGGAGAAUCCACAUGGGGGAAAAGCCCUACUUAUGCUUGGACUGUGGGAAGUGCUUCAAGAACAACUCCUACCUUACUAAGCAUCGGAGAAUGCACACAGGAGAGAGACCUUACAAAUGUUUGGAUUGUGGGAAAUGUUUCAGUCAGAAGUCAUCCCUGAGUACCCAUCAUACAAUCCACACUGGAGAGAGACCCAAUAAAUGUUUGGAGUGUGGGAAAAGAUUCACCCAGCGAUCAGCCCUGAUUAUACACCAGAGAAUCCACACAGGAGAGAGACCUCAUAAGUGCUUGGACUGUGGCAAAAGUUUCACACACAGAUCCGCCCUCCUAAGACACCAGGCGAUCCACACGGGAGAGAGACCCCAUGAAUGCUUGGAGUGUGGGAAAAGUUUCAUUCAGAGAUCAACCCUGGUUAGACAUCAGGCUGUCCAUACAGGAGAGAGGCCCCACGGGUGUGUAGAGUGUGGGAAAUGUUUCACAAACAGGUCGUCCCUUAUUAGGCACCAGGCGAUCCACACAGGCGAGAGACCCCAUAAGUGCUUGGACUGUGGGAACAGUUUCAUUCAGCGAUCGAACCUCAUCAUACAUCAGAGAAUCCACACAGGCUAUAAACCUCAUAAAUGCCUGGUCUGUGGGAAAUGUUUCAGGAAGAGCUCCUACCUUACUAAACACCUGAGAACUCACAAAGGGAUAGGCGACCCUAGGAAUACCUUGAUUGCGGGAAAAGACUCAAUGCAAGCUCACACAUCAGUGAUCCACACAACAGAGAGUCUUAUGCAGGAGAACUACGAGGCGGUGACCUCGCUGGGGUUUCCCCUUCCCAAACCUGAGCUGAUCGCCCGGCUGGAACGAGGGGAAGAGCCCUGGGUGCCCGACCUCCAGGCCGGGGAGGAAAGAGAGAUCCUGAGAGGCACCGGCACAGCAGGUGAUGGGACAGUGCAUGUGAAGGAGGAGGAGACUCAAUAUCAGGAACUUCCUGGGAAAGCGGAACCAGAGGGGAUCUUUGUGGGACCAGCGGAAGGGAAUUUUCCGCCGUACCUGGAACAAGGAGAAGCCGGGGGACGUUGGCAGAGGUCAGAGAGGCUGCUGGGAAAUGCUCCAGGGAAGAAUGUGGAUGAAUCUGUUAAAUGUGAGGGAGAAGACCAGGAUCUCACCAUCCAGCUGAUCGAUCUCAAAGAGGAGGAACCCUACCACUGCCUCCAGGAUGGGAAACGCUUCAUUCAGAGAUCGCCCCUUGGGACACCUGAACCAGACCACACUGAGGAGAAACCCCUUCAUGGCUUGGACUGUGGGGAAAGUGUCAAUAAUGGCUCAGACCUUCAUAACCAUGGAACAUGCCCCACUGGAGAGAAACCAAUUCAGUGCCUCGACCGUGGGAACUGUCUGAAUUGGAAGUCCGCACUAACUACACACCAGAGAGGCCACGCAGGAGAGAGACCCCACAAAUGCUCAGACUGCGGAAAAGGUUUCAAACGGCGGUCAGAGCUCACAAAACACCAGACAACUCACACAGAAGGGAGACCCGAUAUGUGUUUGGACUGUGGGAAAAGUUUCAUGCAGAGGUCAGACCUUGUCAAACAUCUGGCUGUCCACACAGCUCAGAAAUUCCAUAAGUGCUUGGACUGUGGGAAACGUUUCACGCGGAAAUCGGGCCUUGCUACCCAUCAGGCCGUCCAUACGGGAGAGAGGUCUUAUAAAUGUUUGGAGUGCGGAAAAAGUUUCAAACUAAGCGCGUACCUUAAAAGACAUCAGGCAGUCCACACGAGAGAGAGACCGUUUACACCUUUGAAGUAUGGGAAAAGCUCCAGUACUAGCACAAACCUCACUACACAUCUGAAAAUCCAUGAUGGUGAGAAACCUUAUAAAUGCCUAAAGUGCGGGACCACUUUCCAUUGGAAGUCAGCCCUUAUGAAACACCAGCUAAUCCAUACAGGAGAGAAACCCUCUAAGUUCCUGGACUGUGGGAAAAGAUUUAGUUGUAGCUCACAACCCACUCAACAUAGUAGGAGUCUCACGGGAGAAAGACCCUAUAAAUGCCUCGAGUGUGGGAAAAGUUUCAUUGGCAUCUCUCGUCUUAUUGAACAUCACAGAAUUCAUACUGCAGCCAAACCUCACAAAUGCCUCGACUGUGGGAAAUGUUUCAGGUGGAAGUUUGCCCUGAUAACACACCAGAGGGUCCACACAGGAGAGAGACCCCAUAAGUGCUUGAACUGCGGGAAAAGUUUCAGAAACAGAUCAGCCCUUACUUUACAUGAGGGAAUCCACACAGGAAAGAGGCCUCAUAAGUGCCUGAACUGUGAAAAAAGUUACAUACGGAGGGGAGACCUUGUUAAACAUCAGGCGGUCCACACAGGAGAAAGACCUCAUAAGUGCUUAGACUGUGAAAAAAGUUUUAUGCGGAGGUCAGACCUUGUUAAUCAUCAGGCAAUUCAUACAGGAGUGAGGCCCCAUAAGUGUUUGGAUUGUGGGAAAAAUUUUGUACAAAGAUCAACCCUUCUUCAACAUCAGAGAAUCCACACAGGAGAGAGACCUCAUAAGUGCUUAAACUGUGAAAAAAGUUUCAUAUCGAAGUCUGACCUUGUUAGACAUCAGGCUAUCCACACAAAGGAGAGAUCUCAUAAGUGCUUGGACUGUGAAAAAAGCUUUAAACGGAGGUCAGAUCUUGUUAAGCACCAGGCAAUCCACACUGGCGAGAGACCUCAUAAGUGCUUAGAAUGUGGGAAAAGCUUCGUACGGAAGUCAGCCCUAGUUAUACAUCAAGCAAUUCACACAGGAGAGAGACCCCAUAAGUGCUCAGACUGCGGGAAAAGUUUCAUAAACAGGGCAGCGCUUGUUUCACAUCAGCGAAUCCACACAGGAGAGAGACCCCAUCAGUGCUCAGACUGCGGGAAAAGUUUCAUAACCAAGGCUGCCCUUGCUUUACAUCAGAGGAUCCACACAGGAGAGAGACCCCAUCAGUGCUCAGACUGCGGGAAAAGUUUCACAACGGGAUCGGCCCUUGUUAUUCAUCAGAGAAUCCACACAGGAGAGAGACCCCACAAGUGCUUGGACUGUGGGAAAAGUUUCACACAGAGAUCACAUCUAAUUAAACAUGAGAGAAUCCAUGCAGGAGCUAAACUUCUGUGACACUGGGCCAGAAAGUGUUAAGCAGCUUGCAGGAUAAUUGACCCAGAUUCAAUCUUCAGGGCAGGUCUACACUAAAGAGGUUAAAAGGUGUGUAAUUGGCUAAUUGUGUAGUCAAUACAUUUUGUAUCAACUACAUGAUUAGUCGAUAAGGGAAGGUGUUUGUUCUGGCUCAUGGUGGUCCAGAGUUACCCCCGCUGCGGCGCGCUGCAGUUUAAAUGUAGUACAGAGGGUCGUCGCUAUAAAUCCAAGAUAUAUUCCAAAAAACUUGGACUUCUAGUGAAACAACUUCAAGCGAGGAAUUUUUUUUCCGUGGCUGACUUCCAUUUAAGCAAAUUGGGGGGGGGAAGUGUUUCACGUCAUUUAUAGCGGGGAAUGGGAGGACUUAUAACACAUCAGUUCCUACAAACGUCAACAACUUUAGUAUGGAAAGGAUGUAUAGCAGGAUGACUUAUAGCGGGGACCCUCUGUAGAAGCCAAGCACACAGGCACCGUACAGCGGGGGUGGGUUCCAGACCUGCGCGAGCGGGGACCACUGCAGCUCUGACAGCCUGGGCCACAACAGACAGGGCUGUUUUGUGACAGCCUUCCUUACCCCCACCCUCCACUGCUGCCUCUGAUAAAGGCAGCAGCAUGGGGGGGGGGGGGGGGAACAGGCAG
Pelodiscus sinensis (Chinese soft-shelled turtle) is the source of this 5626-nucleotide messenger RNA. Lineage: Eukaryota; Metazoa; Chordata; Testudines; Trionychidae. The record is from RefSeq and is a predicted model, not a curated record.